This is a messenger RNA of Anolis sagrei ordinatus, 1681 nucleotides long. RefSeq names its product neuropeptide S receptor 1 (gene NPSR1). The record is from RefSeq and is a predicted model, not a curated record. Gene Ontology annotation, molecular function: neuropeptide receptor activity; vasopressin receptor activity. Gene Ontology annotation, cellular component: cytoplasm; plasma membrane. NCBI's taxonomy places the organism in Eukaryota, Metazoa, Chordata, Lepidosauria, Squamata, Anolidae. Gene Ontology annotation, biological process: neuropeptide signaling pathway; positive regulation of release of sequestered calcium ion into cytosol.
GGAGAGGAUUUCCAGCGUGGAUGUGUUUUGCUCCUUUUGCUUUGAAGCCUGAUGCCUCUCUGUUGCCACUGGUAGUGCAGGAAAGCUGUGGUGCCCCUCUGAGCAAGGCUCAGCUGCUUUCACUCUCUGUCACCAGAAGCACCGGAGCAGUUCGGAAAGGAAUCGAAAAGCCAUGCCCGAUAGCGUCACCCCCAACAGCAACAGCUUGAAUGGAAGUGCCAGUCACCUGGAUGCAACUCUAAUUACUUGCACAGAAACAGUGAGUUUCACUGAAGUGCUGGUGGAAGAGGAAUGGGGAUCCUUUUAUUAUUCCUUUAAGACAGAACAACUUGUGACCCUUUGGAUCCUUUUUGUUGUAACAGUUGUGGGGAACUCCAUUGUUCUGCUCUCCACUUGGAAGAGGAAGAGGAAAUCCAGGAUGACCUUUUUUGUUACUCAACUAGCCAUAACAGAUUGUUUCACUGGCCUUAUAAAUAUAAUGACGGAUAUAAUUUGGCGCUUCACUGGGGAUUUCAUGGCUCCUGAUCUUGUCUGCCGAAUUGUUCGCUAUUUGCAGGUUGUACUGCUUUAUGCCUCCACCUAUGUUCUGGUUUCACUAAGCAUAGACCGAUAUCACGCCAUAGUUUAUCCAAUGAAAUUCUUUCAAGGAGAAAGGCAGGCAAAAAUUCUCAUUGUGAUUGCUUGGGGCCUCUCUUUCUUGUUUUCAAUUCCAACUCUCAUCAUAUUUGGGAAGCGACAACUCUCCAAUGGGGAAGUACAAUGUUGGGCUGUUUGGCCAGAUGAUUCUUACUGGAUCCCUUAUAUGACCACAGUUGCUUUCCUGGUGUAUUUCAUUCCUCUGAUUAUUAUCAGUGUCAUUUACUUCAUUGUGAUUCGGACAAUAUGGACUAAGAGUAAAGCCCAUGCUAUAAUUGUGUCCAACUGUUCUGAUGGCAAAUUCCGCACAAGCUAUACCCAUCGAGGACUCAUAUCAAAGGCAAAAAUCAAAGCUGUCAAGUACAGUGUGGUAAUAAUCCUUGCAUUUGUGCUCUGCUGGAGUCCUUACUUCCUCUUUGAUAUCCUGGACAACUUCAGCAUCCUCCCAGAAACCAAAGAACGCUUCUAUGCAGCAGUAAUUAUUCAAAAUCUGCCAGCUCUAAACAGUGCCAUCAAUCCCAUCAUCUAUUGUAUCUUCAGUGACACCCUUUGCCAGGCUUUCAGAUCAAGAAGACGGUCAGGAAAUCUGGGGACUUUCAGAGAGAGAACAGAAGGUCUAGAGAUGCAGGUUCUGUCCAAGCCAGAAUAUAUUUAAAGAUUGUGUAUUACUACAAAGACCACAUUGAAACUGCAGGGUGAAAAUAAAAGUCUCAUGAGAAUUCUUUGUAUAUUGAGAGUCAGGAAUUCGCUAUACACUCUUGUGGCCAAAAGCAUGUUCCAUGCAAACAGAAGCUGAACUUCUGCACUGCUGGUCAGAUCUGGAGCCUGUCUAUGCUUUUGAGGCACAUUACAUUGUGUAUGCAUCCAGUUUAUGCGAUUGAAACUAGAACACUAUCUUUAUAAAAGAUGUCAAAUUUUAACAUGAUACCAUACUGUUUGUAUUACAGAUAUAUUGUCGAAGGCGUUCAUGGCCGGAAUCACUGGGUUGUUGUAGGUUUUUCCGGGCCAUGUUCUAGAGGCAUUUUCUCCUGACAUUUCGCCUGCA